Molecule: messenger RNA, 3758 nt
Organism: Aaosphaeria arxii CBS 175.79
Lineage: Eukaryota; Fungi; Ascomycota; Dothideomycetes; Pleosporales
Product: glycoside hydrolase family 47 protein
Exons: 2
Coding region: 215-3514 (1099 amino acids)
Biological process (GO): carbohydrate metabolic process; endoplasmic reticulum mannose trimming; mannose trimming involved in glycoprotein ERAD pathway
Cellular component (GO): membrane; endoplasmic reticulum
Molecular function (GO): mannosyl-oligosaccharide 1,2-alpha-mannosidase activity; calcium ion binding
Source: RefSeq, a predicted model, not a curated record
UACCUAUGUACAUACAACCUCUGAUUUUUUUUCUUGUACCGGCGACUUCAAUUCUAUCCGCUUGCAAUUCGUUCAGCUUACACUCAUGCCUUACCUACAUAUUCCUUGCUGUAUAUAGCUCGCCCCAGUGUUUUUGAUUCUUUACAUCCCACCUGCGCAAGGCCCAUGUCUCCGCUUCCAGACCAUCAAGGGCAUGAAUUUGACUGGAAGGCAUAUGCUCGGAGCAGCCACCUUUCGGCUCAGAUGGCUCUCUCUGCUUGCUCUACUGUUGUUGGCGACUGUCGCGCAUGGCAUGACCGAUAGUACCAUUUCUCAUCUUCGGCAAGAAACUAUAGAUAUUUUUUACCAUGGAUUCGAUAAUUACAUGGAACAUGCCUUCCCCGAAGACGAACUUAGACCUCUUACCUGCGGACCUCUUACUCGAGAUAGGACGAAUCCUGCACAUAUUGAAGUCAACGAUGUCCUAGGAAACUACUCCCUUACCUUGAUCGAUAGCUUGUCAACGUUGGCCAUAUUGGCUUCCUCUCCACCGCAAGAAAGCGCGAACUACAACAAGCCACUCCGAGACUUCCAAAAUGGGAUACAAUCGUUGGUAGAACAUUAUGGCGAUGGUAGCAAAGGGCCUGCAGGACAGGGCACGCGAGCACGAGGUUUCGAUCUAGACAGCAAAGUGCAGGUUUUUGAGACUGUCAUACGCGGCGUCGGUGGGCUGUUGAGUGCGCACCAGUUCGCGGUUGGCGAUCUUCCGAUACGUGGCUAUGAGCCCAAGGUUGAACAAAUCAAGAAAGGAAAGGAGGGCAUACUAUGGCCCAAUGGCUUCACAUACAAUGGGCAGCUACUUCGUCUGGCGACGGAUCUUGCUGAGCGGUUGAUGCCGGCUUUUCACACUCCCACGGGCCUACCAUAUCCACGUGUCAAUCUCCGCCAUGGAGUUCCUUUCUAUGCCAAUUCACCAUACAACACCGACUCAGAAUAUGGCCAAUGCGAUACGGAUCCGAAGAAUAAAGGAACUGAAAUCACGGAAACCUGUUCUGCUGGUGCGGGCAGCCUGGUGCUGGAAUUUUCUACAUUGAGCAGGUUGACUGGAGAUACCCGUUUCGAAAAGGCGGCAAAGGAGGCAUUCUGGGCGGUGUGGCAUCGGCGGAGCAGUAUUGGGUUGUUAGGAGCAGGGAUUGAUGCUGAGACGGGCCAGUGGGUCUCUCCAUAUACAGGCAUCGGAGCUGGUAUUGACAGCUUCUUUGAAUAUUCCCUAAAAACGCACAUUCUCCUGUCAGGACUGCCGUAUGACCUUAGCAGUCCAGACACCGACUCUCCAGAUGCAUUCCUAAAUGCUUGGGAAGAUGCGCACGAAGGAAUCAAGCGACAGAUCUAUCGAGGGGCUGCCCACCACCAUCCCCAUUAUACUCAGGUCGACUUAUACACCGGCGCGACACGAGCCUACUGGAUUGACAGCUUGAGCGCUUACUACCAGGGCUUGCUGGCAUUAGCUGGCGAACUAGACGAAGCCAUCGAGACACACCUCCUGUACACCGCCCUCUGGACUCGAUACUCUGCAAUGCCGGAAAGAUGGUCGACCGCCAGCGGGAACAUCGAGGGAGGAUUGCGUUGGUGGGGAGGCCGGCCUGAGUUUAUCGAAUCCACCUGGUACCUUUUCCGUGCAACCGAUGAUCCGUGGUAUUUGCAUGUCGGUGAAAUGGUUCUACAGGAUAUCAAGAGACGCUGUUGGACCAAGUGUGGUUGGGCAGGGCUGCAUGACGUUCGAACAGGAGAGUUGAGUGACCGUAUGGAGAGUUUCUUUCUAGGAGAGACGGCCAAAUAUCUCUAUCUCCUCUUCGACCCCACUCACCCUCUCAAUACAUGGGACGCCCCCUUUGUCUUUACAACGGAAGGGCACCCAUUGAUCAUUCCCAAGCGUCUCCGUCAACCUGGUUCUCGUGAGGAGUCAGCCGACAUAUGGCAUCACGUGCGAACUACAUGCCCUCUUCCACCGAAGCCUGUUCCUUUCAGUAUAUCUGCAACGGCCGCCCGAGCCGAUGUAUUUCACGCUGCAAGCAUGGCUCGCCUGCAUCUCAUGCCUACGAAAGAUACGAUAGAUUCACCUAUCAUAGAGUUCAAUGCCGACCAUCCCAGUAUUUCAGACUCUGACAUUCAGUCCCCUUCGAAUUAUACAUACUUUCCGUGGACCCUGCCUCCAGAGCUCAUACCCCGAUAUGCAACAAGUUCCACCAUGGCCACUCGCAUGACUUUCGAUUUGUCAUUCCCCAAUCUCCCUAAUAGUCUACAAGUUGGCACGUUACAGCGCGUAAACGAAGGCAUUCUGGUCAAUUCCAUCAGCGGUCUUCGGCUGGGAAUGAUCCGCGAAAAGGAGAUGCUCCCUCAGGGACAAGAUAUGGACCUCGACGAGCACUUCCGCAUAUACGCCAUUUCUAAUGUUGGUCUGGGCCGGGACGAGAAAGUAUACAUGUCGCGCGAGACCAUCGAGAGUUUCAAUCCCUCCGAUCCGUUCUUCACUCGGACCAGAGAUGCACAUGCAUUGGAUUUCGUUGUAGAUGCCGUCCCACUCCCAGUCACAACACCAUCCCCAACUAAGUUGGCUGACAUACUUGAUGAUGUGCUCGGUGAUAACGGUAGCUUGUCUGAUCUUGACGUCGACGAGGUGCUGGAAUUCAAUGCCCAUGUCGACGCUGAUGCUCUUUCGACCGAACCAUCAUACCUGUCCUCGCUCCUUGCCUCCCUUCAAAACCUGCUGGCAGCUUCUACCUCCCAACCUACUCAAUCUCCAUCUCCUCCAACCCCCACAGAAAUCCUCCGGAGCGCCCUUCACGCGAGCCUGCCAACCGGCCCCGGCGCCGCUCCACUCCCAGACGUACCUGACCCCGAACUUACCUACUCCGCCAAAAGGCCCCUCAUCUGGACCAGCAUCUACAUCCACCCGACCACCCUCUGCGAAGACCGCUUGCCAUUCGAAGUCCCGCGUGCCCACCAGAUCAUCGUGAUUCCCCGCGGCGGAUGCAGCUUCAGUACCAAGCUCCGCAACAUCCCUGCCUUCCCACCUAAGAGCACAUCCCUCCAACUGGUCAUCGUCGUCAGCUUCCCCGAGCACGAACAGCACGAAUACGACAACGCCGCGCGCUACAAAUACGAAGAGCACCAGCAAACACUCAAAGACAGCACCAGCCCCGAAGAAAACCAAGACGAAGACGGAAUCGAUGAAGCGUACCUCCUCUCCCGCCGGAAGCCAAAGCCCACGCCGACCCCCAUGCGCUUCAAUCCUCCGUCGAACAACCGCCGCGGCAAUAACGCUCCAGUCUCCCCCGGGCUCGUCCAGCCCCUCCUCGACGAGGUGCAGUACACGUCCUCCGGCCUGCCUCGACCCAAUCCCAUCCCGCUGAUCAUGGUCAGCGGGGGCGACGAGACGAUUGCUUUGUUGGGCAGGGCGAAAGGCGUGGGCGUCAGACGGAGGUAUUUCUUCCAGAGCCAGGGGGUCAAGAUUGGGAAUUUGAUUGUUUUGUGAUGAGAAUUGCUGACACGAAUAACAAUGAUAAGAGGAAUGGGUUGAGGAUACGGGAAUGGAUCCGAUGUGGUGGUGACGAACUGGUUGUAACUACGUAUUGCUUUCUUGCGCAUCAAUGAUCCGGAUUAGAACACUUAUAGAAUUACAUGUGAAAGCUAUCCAAAGAACAUGAUCGGACCACAAGGAGACUGGCACGGCUUUUUUUUAGACCCUUUGAUAUGUUUCUAUUAGUACAUAGCGAAGC